GUGAAACUCGUCCUAACUUGGUCAAAACUUGGUACUGUUCAUCAUGCCCAUUUCCUCGAUGCCUCAAUCUCUGGCGGACUGGAGAAAUCAGGCUCAGGCCUGGGGCAAAACAGAGUACGAACCGUACGAUCUCUGGCGACCUCUCAUCCCUUUCUUCCAAAGUCACGGCCUCGCCCUCUGGGAGGCACCUCCUAACUAUCCUAGCUGGGGCUAUCAAUUGCUUGAUCCCGAGGGGAUAGAACGGGCGCCCGACGGCUUCUCGUACCUCUCGCACUACUAUCCUGAUGGUUCGCCUGCAAGAAUAAAAGACUACUUUCAGCAAAUUAAUCCCAUCAUAUGUCCUGCACGGACAUCCGAUGGUCGAGAUGUCAUGAUACGACUUGUCUACAUCAAGGACGAUCCCAGUCCUUCAGGCGCCAGCCAUCUGACCAUCCUGCGUCGCAUUGCAAAAGGCCAUGUCGCCUGCAUAGGGAACAAUCACAUUCUGCCGGUUCUUCAGGAAUUGACCGACGUCGAACACGGACUCACGUUCGUUGUACAACCGAAAGCAUUUGAUUGUGAUGAGUUGCCUAAGUGGUAUAGCGCACGCGAGGCCGCCGAUUUCAUCGUGCAGAUCUUCGAGGGCAUGGAAUUCUGCCAUAAGCGUCUCAUUGCACAUCUCGAUAUAGGCUACGACAACAUUCUGGUCAACUUCCGCGGCGGUGCCGAAUAUCCACGUGCCAGUAACACUUUAUCAUCGACCUGGCCCUUCCGCUCCCAUUUCCCUAUUCGUUACUACCUCAACGAUUUCGAAAUCGGGCUCACAUUUGACGAAACAUCCGAUCUAUCGUCCAGGACGACAAUGGGCUUCCCUCAUACCGUGUCGGGCAGAAAAGGAUCGUAUGGGCGAGCUCCGGCCCCAGAGAUGGUGCAACAGGAUGUACCUCACUGUCCGUUCCGUGUCGAUGUCUGGCAGGCUGGCAGGAUGAUGAAGGAAAGUAGUCGAUUUGAGGAUAUAGGCGGGCUGCCGGAGUAUCAAAGCCUGUUUGACGAGAUGAUGGCUGAGGACCCACGAGCACGACCUACGAUGAGUGAAGCCCUGCGAAGAGCGC
This is a messenger RNA of Stereum hirsutum FP-91666 SS1, 1091 nucleotides long. RefSeq lists its product as uncharacterized. Gene Ontology annotation, biological process: protein phosphorylation. The transcript has 5 exons. The record is from RefSeq and is a predicted model, not a curated record. The annotation marks the transcript as partial. Gene Ontology annotation, molecular function: ATP binding; protein kinase activity. Lineage: Eukaryota; Fungi; Basidiomycota; Agaricomycetes; Russulales; Stereaceae.